Linderina pennispora is the source of this 675-nucleotide messenger RNA. RefSeq lists its product as uncharacterized. The record is from RefSeq and is a predicted model, not a curated record. The transcript has a single exon. Bases 1 to 675 code for a protein of 224 amino acids. Lineage: Eukaryota; Fungi; Kickxellomycota; Kickxellomycetes; Kickxellales; Kickxellaceae.
AUGGAGCAGAGGUCGGAACUGAAGCAGAAGAAUAUACUGGAGUGGGAGCAGUUUCUGUCGACGGGGAAACAGAUGGAGCAGAAGUCGGAACUGAAGCAGAAGAAUAUACCGGAGUGUGAGCAGUUUCAGUCGACGGGGAAACAGAUGGAGCAGAGGUCGGAACUGAAGCAGAAGAAUAUACCGGAGUGUGAGCAGUUUCAGUCGACGGGGAAACAGAUGGAGCAGAAGUCGGAACUGAAGCAGAAGAAUAUACCGGAGUGGGAGCAGUUUCUGUCGACGGGGAAACAGAUGGAGCAGAGGUCGGAACUGAAGCAGAGGAAUAUACCGGAGUGUGAGCAGUUUCAGUCGACGGGGAAACAGAUGGAGCAGAAGUCGGAACUGAAGCAGAAGAAUAUACCGGAGUGGGAGCAGUUUCUGUCGACGGGGAAACAGAUGGAGCAGAAGUCGGAACUGAAGCAGAAGAAUAUACCGGAGUGGGAGCAGCUUCAGUCGACGGAGCAACAAAUGGAGCAGAAGCCGGAACUGAAGCAGAGGAAGAUACUGGAGCGGGAGCAGCUUCAGUCGACGGAGCAACAAAUGGAGCAGAAGCUGGAACUGAAGCAGAGGAAGAUACUGGAGCGGAAGCAGAGGCUGGAGCCGAGACUGGAACGGCAACAGCAACCGGAGAUGGAGUAG